CUAGACAGUUGGUCAGAUUGCAGAUACUUUUGUCAAUUGUCGAGUUCGUGUUUAUUUGCUGCUGUCGGUUUGUAAACAACAAAUAAAAACAAAACAAGUUUCAAAUAAUAAAUAAUUUCGUGCAAUUGUGGGUUGUAAAGUUAUGCAAGAGUUUUGUGAAAAUCUGGAGGAGCUGGAAGAUGAUACUUAUGAUGACGAGAAAUCGGCGCGCACAUCGGAUGAGAAUCGCAAGUUAUAUCCAUUUCUUAGGCAAAAUCACAGCGAGAUUGAGAAGCGGCGACGCGAUAAAAUGAACACAUACAUCAAUGAGCUCUCCUCCAUGAUACCCAUGUGCUAUGCCAUGCAACGCAAGCUGGACAAACUCACCGUGCUGCGCAUGGCUGUGCAACAUCUGCGUGGCAUACGCGGCAGUCUUCAUCCCUACAAUGGUGGCGACUAUAGACCCAGUUUUCUAUCGGAUCAGGAACUCAAGAUGAUCAUACUGCAGGCAUCGGAAGGAUUCCUUUUUGUGGUGGGCUGUGAUCGUGGACGCAUUCUCUAUGUCUCCGAUUCGGUGUCGAGUGUCUUGAAUUGCACACAAUCCGAUCUGCUGGGCCAGAGUUGGUUUGAUGUGCUGCACCCCAAGGAUAUUGGCAAGGUGAAGGAGCAGCUCUCAUCGCUGGAACAGUGUCCGCGCGAACGUCUCAUCGAUGCCAAAACCAUGUUACCGGUCAAGACAGAUGUGCCGCAAAGCCUAUGUCGGCUUUGCCCGGGAGCACGUCGCUCCUUUUUCUGUCGUAUGAAACUGCGUGCGACGAACAAUCAAAUCAAAGAGGAAUCGGACACAUCGUCCAGUUCACGCAGCUCCACGAAACGCAAAUCGAAACUGAGCAUGGAUCACAAGUAUCAGGUUAUACAGUGCACCGGUUACCUAAAAUCAUGGACACCCAUCAAGGAUGAGGAUCAGGACGGCGACACCGAUGAUCAGACAACGAAUCUCUCCUGCCUUGUGGCCAUUGGACGCACGCCCACCAAUGUCCUGCACUCCAACAUGCCCUCGUCGCUGGAUAAUCAACCUAACAUCAGACAUGUGCUCUUCAUAUCCCGUCAUUCGUCUGAGGGCAAGUUUCUGUUCAUUGAUCAACGUGCCACACUGGUGAUUGGUUUUCUGCCUCAGGAAAUAUUGGGCACCAGUUUUUACGAGUAUUUUCACAACGAGGACAUCUCCGCUUUGGUCGAAUCCCACAAAAUGGUCAUGCAGGUGCAGGAGAAGGUGACCACACAGGUUUAUCGCUUUCGUUGCAAGGAUAAUGGUUAUAUUCAGCUGCAGAGCGAAUGGCGAGCUUUUAAGAAUCCCUGGACAAAUGAUAUCGACUAUAUAAUUGCCAAAAAUUCGGUAUUCCUCUAAGAAUAUUCAUUGAUUCCAAGCAUCUUCCUUUUUUACUUGGUUCUCAAAUGAUAUUUUUCAUACAAAUUCCCUUUCCUUAGUUUAUAUUUCACGUUCGAUGAAUUUUUGUGUGUAAAUAGAAACUCAUUAAUUCCUGUAUUCAAAAUAAAGUCAAAA
Drosophila nasuta is the source of this 1543-nucleotide messenger RNA. RefSeq names its product basic helix-loop-helix ARNT-like protein cyc (gene cyc). Gene Ontology annotation, molecular function: protein dimerization activity; DNA-binding transcription factor activity. Gene Ontology annotation, biological process: regulation of DNA-templated transcription. Bases 143 to 1387 code for a protein of 414 amino acids. The record is from RefSeq and is a predicted model, not a curated record. Gene Ontology annotation, cellular component: cytoplasm; transcription regulator complex; nucleus. The transcript has 5 exons. Lineage: Eukaryota; Metazoa; Arthropoda; Insecta; Diptera; Drosophilidae.